AAAAUUUCAAAUUUAUUGCAAAAAAUUUCAAACCCGAAUAUUGCGUUCCAACUGCAAAACAAAAUAUAUCCAAUUCUUUCACACUGCAAAAUUUGAAGAAAAAUCAUGAAUUUGAGUUUUUCUCGUUCUCACCGAUCUGUUUUUUGCAGUUUGUGUUUGUAACUGAAAAUGAUGCCUCGUCCCAUGUUUCUUAUUUUUCUGCUGCUUAUGAUUGUAAUCACUUCUCAGUUUGAGUGGAAACAACAACUUGUGGUUGAUGUUGAUUCAAGUUCUAGCAUAUCUCAAAAGCAGCAAAGGAUUUCAAAAGGGGUAGAAACUGUAAAGGAAAAGAUUAUUUUAGUGCAAGAGAAAAAUAUUCGAAGAUUGAAUGAGGUUGUUAGGCAUCUCCAGGAACAACUACAACAAUGUAGAAGCAAUCAUAAUGUUACAGCAAAUGGCACUGUAAGCAUAUACUAGAGACCAAGCGGCGUCAAGUUUUAGAGGAUUUAAUCAAAGACAGUAAAUAUAUUAAACAACGGUAAUCUUUAUGCUCCUGUUGUAAAGCCGUUUUCUAAAGUUAUUUGAAAGGAAAUAUUAUAAAAAAACUUCUCACCCUUGUAUAUCAGGAAUUAUUAUUAUUAUUAUUUCCAUUUUCAUUUUAGUACAAAUCCAACAUCAAUGAAAUGGAAUUUUUUAGGUGUUUGAAUGUUGAGUUAUAACCUACCAACAGUAACAAGAGCAUUUGUGUCA
Messenger RNA from Trifolium pratense (red clover), 729 nucleotides. RefSeq lists its product as uncharacterized. Bases 169 to 456 code for a protein of 95 amino acids. The transcript is spliced from 3 exons. The record is from RefSeq and is a predicted model, not a curated record. Lineage: Eukaryota; Viridiplantae; Streptophyta; Magnoliopsida; Fabales; Fabaceae.